GUGUCUGCCUAAUUUGAGGACACGCAUUGGUUUGUCACGAGCAACGAAGAAAAUAAUCACACACUUCUGUGCGAGCUGAUCACGAUUCGUCACACCUGAGGUUACGUUCCCACUUGCGGCCUCCACCACUGCGAUCGAAUGGCACCCGCGCAAAGAGAUUGGUGUGAUUCCGACGACUCCGACGACUCCAUAGUUGAGUGUUUUGACUACCUGCGCAUCAACUCAUCUUCCACUUCCGCCUCAUCACCAACGCGAAAACUAAAUGACAGCCAUCUCCUGCGUCUGCCCAACGAGCUGCUGCUGCGAAUAGUAGAAUACCUUGCGCCUACAAAGGGUUUGCUCAUAAACCAAGGGUAUGGUGACCGCGGCUAUGGGAGCGGAUAUGGGGUAAGCCGGGAAGAGUCAAAGGAGAUUGAGCAGGCGCGUUGGAGACAUGGAGCAGAAAUCCAGAGUCUACUUUUCGCGAGUCUGACAUGCAAGCGGCUCCUCCCAAUAGCCCAAGCCAUUUUGUAUCGCGACGUCUCCCUGCCUCAGCCAUACCGCUCGCAGUUGCUGAAGAACAGAGCCCCUUCUUUCUUGGCGCCCUUUUUACGUACGAUAAUCCAUCGUCCAGAGCUAGGCGUCCGUGUGCGCAGCCUGGCUGUUUGGUUCUGGCACGAGUCGCCAGCUAAGGUUCCCAAAGACUAUGAGAGGGACAGGCUCUGCAAUUGUGGCAGCUGUGAGAAGACAUUGAGUAGCGCUGUUGACUUACUCCGGCUAUCGAUUGAGGAAGAGGAGUCGUUACUAGAGGACUUCAUAUCUCCUUCAGAGGCUGCAGUGUGUGGCGUCGUUUUCGCGACACUUCCCAAACUUCAGAUCGUGGAACUAUACACGAAACGUCAUUUUCGAGAACCUCCUACUAUCGAAAAUCGCUUCUGGGAUUCAGCGUUCAACAUCACCCCUUUAACACAGGGUUUGUCAUCCACCAGGUUAUCGGCACUCACACUUUCCACUGGGUUUGAAGGUCUCGGCGCGACUCCAUUUUCCACUCUCACCAACCUGACUCUCGAGUACGGUAGGACUUGCUCAUUCCUCGCAGUGCACAGGGGUUGCUGGGUUAACGUAAAUACCCUCAAAGUCAUUUUCACAAAAAAGAACUUCUUACCGUCAGCCCGUCGAUCUUUUCAUGACCGGCAAAUGUUUGAGGAGAAGCUGCUAGCCCUCAUGGAGAGUUUCCCUAAUCUGCGGAUCUUCGGGGUCGAGUCUGGCCCAACUCUGGCCUGGUACCCUAUCCUGGCUGGUGUCGAUACCCUCGCGAUUCACCAAGCGGAUCAAGAUACCCUGGUCUCACUUGAUGAUUAUCUCAUGGGCAAAUUCGCGCCUCCAAAGGAUUUACGACGCCUAGAGGUACAUUGGCGUGGCGAUUUGGCCCCGCCUGAUCAUAUACUGGCAAAGUUUCCGGAGAUGGCGAAGAGGGCGGGGGUCACAAUUGUCACUCUAGCUGAUGGAGAGGUUUGUGAGGUCCACGAAUGAGUACUGGAACUUUCUCCGAUGAUGGACUUCAGUGGUGUAGUACCAUAGAAACAUAACAUUAAAAUCUAACGAAUACCAACAUUGAAUAGCACC
This is a messenger RNA of Alternaria rosae, 1605 nucleotides long. RefSeq lists its product as uncharacterized. The transcript has a single exon. NCBI's taxonomy places the organism in Eukaryota, Fungi, Ascomycota, Dothideomycetes, Pleosporales, Pleosporaceae. The record is from RefSeq and is a predicted model, not a curated record. Bases 139 to 1512 code for a protein of 457 amino acids.